Molecule: messenger RNA, 5145 nt
Organism: Cyanistes caeruleus (blue tit)
Lineage: Eukaryota; Metazoa; Chordata; Aves; Passeriformes; Paridae
Source: RefSeq, a predicted model, not a curated record
CAUCAAAUGGAUAUGAAGAGUGCACCUGAGAAGUAACCAGUGUUACCCCUUUUGGAGCACAGUGGUAGGAUCAUGGAAGGAAAACUGCACUGCUUUAUUCCUGUGUGACCCUUGGAUCAAACAGAGAAUUUUAACCUCUGAGUUUUUGACGGCUUAAGGUGAGGGUGGAAGAAAUGAACUGGAGAACUGCAGAGCAGGCGAGUCUGAAGCGCGGGAGACCAGGACAAAAUGGCCAAAAUGGAGGUCAAGACAUCGCUUUUAGACGACAUGAUAGGGGUGGGAGAUAUGGUUCUCCUAGAGCCACUUAAUGAAGAUUCCUUCAUCAAUAACCUGAAGAAGCGCUUUGAUCACAAUGAGGUUUAUACAUACAUUGGCAGCGUGGUGAUAUCAAUAAACCCCUACAGAUCUCUACCCAUUUAUAAUCCAGAGAAAGUGGAAGAAUACAGAAACCGAAACUUUUAUGAACUCAGUCCUCACAUCUUUGCUCUGGCUGAUGAAGCUUACAGGUCUUUAAGGGACCAAGACAAAGACCAAUGCAUCCUUAUCACAGGAGAGAGUGGAGCUGGGAAAACAGAGGCAAGCAAACUUGUCAUGUCAUAUGUAGCUGCUGUGUGUGGAAAAGGGGCAGAGGUUAAUCAAGUAAAAGAACAACUUUUGCAGUCUAAUCCAGUCCUUGAAGCUUUUGGAAAUGCCAAAACUGUGCGGAAUGACAACUCCUCUAGAUUUGGAAAAUACAUGGAUAUUGAAUUUGAUUUCAAGGGUGACCCACUUGGGGGAGUUAUAAGCAACUAUCUACUAGAGAAGUCUCGUGUUGUGAAGCAGCCAAGGGGUGAAAGAAACUUCCACAUUUUCUAUCAGAUCCUGUCUGGUGCAUCAGAAGAGUUUCUCUGCAAACUCAAGCUGGAGAGGGACUUCAGCAGAUACAACUACCUGGGCCUUGAUUCUGCCAGAGUGAAUGGAGUGGAUGAUGCUUCAAACUUCAGAACAGUCAGGAAUGCAAUGCAGAUUGUUGGGUUUAUGGAUCAUGAAACACAGUCGGUUUUUGAAGUAGUGGCAGCCGUUCUGAAAUUGGGAAAUAUCGAAUUUAAGCCUGAAUCUCGUGCAAAUGGCCUAGAUGAAAGUAAAAUCAAAGAUAAAAAUGAACUCAAGGAAAUCUGUGAGUUGACAGGUAUAGACCAAUCUGUACUGGAGAGAGCUUUCAGCUUCCGAACAGUUGAGGCCAAACAAGAGAAAGUUUCAACAACACUAAAUGUGGCUCAGGCUUAUUAUGCCCGUGAUGCUCUGGCUAAGAAUUUAUACAGUCGGCUGUUCUCUUGGCUUGUUACCAGGAUUAAUGAGAGCAUUAAGGCACAAACAAAAGUGAGAAAGAAGGUAAUGGGGGUGUUGGACAUCUAUGGCUUUGAAAUUUUUGAGAAUGCAGACAACAGCUUUGAGCAAUUCAUUAUCAACUACUGUAAUGAGAAGUUGCAGCAGAUCUUCAUUGAACUUACCCUCAAAGAAGAGCAGGAGGAAUACAUCCGAGAGGGGAUUGAAUGGACUCAUAUUGAAUAUUUCAACAAUGCUAUCAUUUGUGACCUAAUAGAAAACAACCAAACUGGAAUCCUGGCCAUGCUGGAUGAAGAAUGCCUGAGACCGGGAACUGUUACCGAUGACACCUUUUUAGAAAAACUGAACCAGGUCUGUGCCACUCACCAGCAUUUUGAGAGCAGGAUGAGCAAGUGCUCCCGGUUCCUCAAUGACACCUCCCUGCCUCACAGCUGCUUCAGGAUUCAGCAUUACGCUGGCAAGGUUAUGUACCAGGUGGAAGGAUUUGUUGACAAAAAUAAUGAUCUUCUGUACCGUGACCUCUCCCAGGCCAUGUGGAAGGCCAACCACUCCCUUAUCAAAGCACUGUUUCCAGAAGGAAACCCUGCUAAGAUCAAUCUGAAGAGACCACCAACGGCAGGUUCACAGUUCAAGGCUUCAGUUGCUACCCUGAUGAAAAAUCUCCAGACAAAAAAUCCAAACUACAUCAGGUGUAUCAAGCCCAAUGACAAAAAGGCUGCACACAUUUUCAACGAAGCCCUGGUGUGCCACCAGAUCCGGUACCUCGGGCUCCUGGAGAACGUGCGGGUCAGGAGAGCGGGCUACGCCUUCCGGCAGCCCUACGAGCCCUGCCUGGAGAGGUACAAAAUGCUCUGCAAGCAGACCUGGCCCCACUGGAGAGGGCCAGCCAGGGCUGGAGUAGAGGUGCUGUUUAAUGAAUUGGGAAUCCCUGAAGAUGAAUUUUCAUUCGGUAGAUCAAAGAUAUUCAUCCGCAACCCAAGAACACUCUUCAAACUAGAAGACCUGAGAAAGCAGCGUUUGGAGGACUUGGCUACUCUAAUUGAAAAGAUUUACAGAGGCUGGAAGUGCCGUACUCGCUUCUUGUUGAUGAAAAAAUGCCAGAUUGUGAUCGCUUCCUGGUACAGGAGAUAUGCACAACAAAAAAAAUACCAGAAGAUAAAGAGUUCGGCUAUUACAGUACAGUCGUACAUCAGGGGGUGGAAGGCUCGGAAAGUUCUUCGGGAACUCAAGCAUCUGAAGCGUUGUAAUGAGGCUGCCACAGUAAUUGCUGCUUAUUGGCAUGGUACCCAGGCACGAAGGGAACUGAGACGACUGAAAGACGAGGCUAGAAAUAAACAUGCUAUUGCUGUUAUUUGGGCUUUCUGGCUUGGAUAUAAGGCUCGGAGGGAGUUGAAACGCUUGAAGGAGGAGGCUAGGCGUAAGCAUGCUGUGGCAGUCAUUUGGGCUUACUGGCUUGGACUGAAGGUCCGUAGAGAAUACAGGAAAUUCUUCAGAGCCAAUGCUGGAAGGAAAAUUUAUGAAUUUACCCUUCAGAGACUCAUGCAAAAAUACUUCUUGGAAAUGAAGAAUAAGAUGCCUUCUUUAUCACCAAUAGAUAAAAACUGGCCAGCGAGGCCUUACCUUUUCUUGGAUUCAACUCACAAGGAACUAAAGAGGAUUUUCCAUUUGUGGAGGUGUAAAAAGUACAGAGAUCAGUUCACAGAUCAGCAGAAGCUUAUAUAUGAAGAGAAACUGGAAGCAAGUGAACUUUUCAAGGACAAGAAGGCUUUAUAUCCAGCCAGUGUUGGGCAGCCAUUCCAAGGGGCUUACUUGGAGAUCAGCGAGAACCCCAAGUACAAAAAACUCAAAGAUGCCGUGGAUGAAAAGAUCAUCAUUGCAGAAGUUGUGAAUAAGAUCAAUAGAGCCAAUGGGAAGGCUGCAUCCAGGAUUUUCUUAUUAACCAAAAAUAAUGUUCUUCUUGCGGAUCAAAAGUCUGGGACUAUCAAGUCAGAGGUUCCACUGGGAGAUGUUACCAAAGUGUCCAUGAGCUCCCAGAAUGAUGGAUUCUUUGCAGUGCACCUCAAGGAGGGUUCAGAAGCCGCCAGUAAAGGAGAUUUCCUGCUCAGCAGUGAUCACCUUAUUGAAAUGGCCACUAAACUUUACCGCACUACUCUCAGCCAGACCAAACAGAAGCUCAACAUUGAGAUAUCUGAUGAGUUCCUGGUCCAGUUCAAACAAGACAAAGUGUGUGUGAAGUUCAUACAAGGCAGCCAGAAAAACGGCAACAUCCCAACUUGCAAGCGAAAAAACAAUCGGCUUCUCGAAGUGGCCGUCCCUUAACUGCAGCUGGUGACUCUCCCUUUCAUGGACUUGUUUCUUUGUAAUUGUGCAAUUUUAGUGGUUUGGUUUUGCUAUUUUUAUCCCUUUCUGGAGCUGUUGAUGGCUAAUAGCUUUAGAAACCCUUGGCAAAACAUUUGAUCGAUCGACUUUGACAUCUUUUCGUUCAUGCCAGAGUUUUAACCUUCAAAACUUCAGAUUUUUAUCCAGUGAGGCAUUUUUACCAGCUGGCACAUAUCUGUCAUACAACCAAUCAUCCUCUUUGUUUAGCAGCCAUAUUUUAGUGCAGCAUAUCAUAAACCCACAUAUUAAUGAUAACUUACUCGUAUUCCUUAGUCUAGAGAUCUGCUUAACAGGAAUUAUACACGGCCUUGAUGCUGGGUGGCCAUUUGUGCCCGGUGUCCUUUUAUCCCAAGCUGUCCAAGGUGUCUGACAGGCUCCUCCUGUCCUGCCCCUGUGCAGAGCAGAGCCUGAUAAAACAACUCCUGCAGCUCACACUAGGACCUAUGUAACUCAACCUUCCCAUCAGUACAGCACAGAGACAUCUAAUUCUGCAAAAUAGAAGGAAUAGAUGAUUGCACAAGCAGCUACAUGCAUAAUUUUAUAGUAAAACAUGCAGAAAUUUCGAAACAGCGUUGUUAAUUAGGUCAUAUGUUGUUAAUGACUUUAUAAAGUAGAGAUCAGAGGAAUUAAAGAAGCUUUUUCUUUUUUUCAUGGAAGCUAUAAAGUUCAAGUCAUAUUUUCUGUUCUGCUUUUAAAUUAUGAGUUAAGAUUAGAACCUGAAAAAUGCAAUAAUAUUCAUAACACAAGUAAAUGCUAGUUAUUUAAACAGGUAGUUAUCAAGUGAAAGGUUUGAGCCUUUCUUUUAAAUAUUGGCAUGUACAAUGUGCAAUAAAACAUACGUGACAUUUUGUGAGAUUAUUUAUAAUACACUUUUGUGUGGAAGAGAGAGGAUUGGUGCAGACUGCAUAGACAAUGUAGGGGUUAAAAUAGAUCUGUGUUGUUAAUUUGCAAUUUUUAGAGUGUACACUACAGUUGUCAAUUUGGGAAGAAUACUUAGAAUUAAAAAAAUAAAAAAAAAAUCCUUAAUUUGGGGUCUGUAUAUAAAUUGGUAUCACAGUAAUAAAACUGUUCUAAUUCUGUGCUGUUUGGUACUCCUAUGUUAUAACCAUAUUUUUGUACUCCAAACUAUUUUAUAUAACUCGUGUGCCUGAUGUAAAUGCGUGCACAGAAAACACAAUCAAGGGCCGCAUUAUAAACCUUCAGUGUAACUGAUUGCACUUAAUCUUUUAUAAGCCAGAAGCAUUAGCUGAAAUCCUUGAGAGGAGAGAUGCUUUUCCAGAGGGAAGGAACUGCUCACGUGAAGGGUUUGUGGGAUGUGACUGUGAUUUGUCGAUGCGAGGACAGCGGAGAAAGCGCGUUGUAUUUUUACCGUCUGAUAUAGGACAGAUUAAGACCCUGGCUAUCUGAUGUGCAGUGCUGGAAGUCCAAGCAUAAAUAAAA